Solea senegalensis (Senegalese sole) is the source of this 1683-nucleotide messenger RNA. RefSeq names its product ATPase H+ transporting V1 subunit E1a (gene atp6v1e1a). NCBI's taxonomy places the organism in Eukaryota, Metazoa, Chordata, Actinopteri, Pleuronectiformes, Soleidae. Gene Ontology annotation, biological process: proton transmembrane transport. The record is from RefSeq and is a predicted model, not a curated record. Gene Ontology annotation, molecular function: proton-transporting ATPase activity, rotational mechanism. Bases 118 to 798 code for a protein of 226 amino acids. The transcript has 10 exons. Gene Ontology annotation, cellular component: proton-transporting two-sector ATPase complex, catalytic domain.
CGAAUUUAACAGGAGUCAGUUGUUUCUCCAGCUGUUGACUGUGUAACUUAUCUUCAGUGGUCGUGAAAACUCCACUUACUCUUUUUCUGCAAAGAAGGCGAGACAUUUAGAGCAGACAUGGCGCUUACCGACGCUGACGUGCAGAAACAGAUCAAGCACAUGAUGGCCUUCAUUGAACAAGAGGCCAAUGAGAAAGUGGAAGAGAUUGAUUCCAAGGCAGAGGAAGAAUUCAACAUCGAGAAAGGUCGACUAGUGCAGACACAGAGGGUAAAAAUAAUGGAGUACUAUGAGAAAAAAGAAAAACAGAUCGAGCAACAUAAAAAAAUCCAGAUGUCAAACCUGAUGAACCAAGCUAGACUAAAGGUGCUGAAGGCACGUGACGACAUGAUCAAGGAUUUGUUGAACGAGGCCCGUCAAAGACUUGCAGAGAUUGCCAAGGAUCCUGUUCAGUACUCUGCACUACUAGAGGGGCUCAUACUUCAGGCAUUCUAUCAACUGCUGGAGCCUAAGGUUACCAUUCGCUGUCGACAGCAGGAUGUAGAAAUUAUUGAGGCUGCAGUUAUUAAGAACAUCGCUGUUUACAAACAGGCAGUGAAGAGCAACAUAGACGUCAGAAUUGACAAGGAACGCUUUCUUUCAUCAGAAAUCUGCGGAGGAGUGGAAGUGUAUAAUGAUAAUGGGAAGAUCAAGGUUUCCAACACUUUGGAGAGCAGGCUAGACCUUAUGGCACAUCAGAUGAUGCCUGAAGUCAGAGUGAACUUGUUUGGUGCCAACCCCAACCGCAAGUUCACAGAUUAACAGUGGAUUUGAAGGGGGUGCAGUGACACAGGUGGAACAUUUAAGGCUUCAAACUCGGCGGGAGACGAGUUAUUCAGUGCACCAGUGUGUGCAGCCCCGACUUUGACAUUGUUUGGAUAAGAAAUGCAAGGGAACCGGUAAAGGUGCAGUUUUAUUCUUUAUGAUGACGCAAAACAUUGAUGAUUACUAUAGUCUUGUAUUUACUGCCCACUAUCAAAGGUCCAAUGUAUAAGAAAGAGUCACAUCUAAUGGCAAGACUGCAGCUUACUCACAAAUAGAGAACUCCUCCUCUUAUCCCUCCUUUUCCCGUUAGUGAACUAAGAUGUGCUUAGCAUAUCAGAAAGGAAGUCACUCUUCUCCUUUACUGUAAUAAGCUUCUGCUUCAAAAUGUAAAACACAUGCUCUACCUGGUUUGUCCAUUUGAGCUGCUGUAGAAGCAUGUAGGUGCAAGACAGUGGUCUCCGCUAAGGGAGGCCCUUGCCUAAAGUACAUAAAGACUUUUUCUAGAUUAUUUUAUAAAAGUGAUUAUUUACUUGUACAAUCAUACAAAUGGGUAGGAUAUUCAAUUUCUGCUCGUAAACCCUUCUAAAUCCUACACAUUGGACCUUUAAGUCAACAGUUAACAAGUGUCCAUCUGGUGUUUGCCAACAUUUGCUGACUUUAAUGAUGUUACUGUGGUGCAUUUUUUGCUCAUGAAUUAAUCUUAAUAAUCAUGUUCCAUUUAAUCAUUCAUGUGCAUAAUGUCACUUUAAAAUGUAAAAUUUAAAGGACAUUUCAAGGAAUUCAUUUUCAGCAAUACAGUGUGUUGAGGUGAAGCAUGAACAAGGGUAGGUGUGCACUCCUGCCAUCUUUUGUUGGUAAUAAAAGGCUGAAAGCCUCCAUUCA